Orussus abietinus is the source of this 1172-nucleotide messenger RNA. RefSeq names its product TP53-regulated inhibitor of apoptosis 1-like. The transcript has 3 exons. The record is from RefSeq and is a predicted model, not a curated record. Lineage: Eukaryota; Metazoa; Arthropoda; Insecta; Hymenoptera; Orussidae. The coding region runs from base 381 to 599 and encodes 72 amino acids.
UCUAGUAAUUUACUGUAAAAAGAACUAUGUAAAUUACCUAGGGUAUUUCAUUUACCUAACUUCGAUUUCAAUCUAAGAAUUUUUAUGAUCUCGAUCUGACAACAUUGCUCUCUGGUGUUAAUAAUACGCUAUUAGGUUCGUUUUUGGAGCAAAAUUAAUUGGUAAACCGAUUUCAAAUCAAAGAUUUCCCAGAUAUCUUGCACAUGAUAAUUAAAUUGUAAGUUGUGAAAAAUUGUUAAAGUAAUUUGUAUGAAUCUAUGAUCUAAGUGAUCCUAGGUACUGGUUCGUUAAUCGAAAUCCAGGUGUACAUAACCUACAACGUCAUUCGUUGCUGACCAAACAAUUAAUCGAGGGUUUUUGGGAAAGCUCGGUCUGUUAACAUGGAACAGUGCAAAUACCUAAAAGAAAAUUAUGAAGCUUGUUUUAAUGUUUGGUUCUCUGAAAGAUUUCUUAAAGGUGAAACGGAUGACUCCAUGUGUGCUAAUUUACUGAAAGUUUAUACAAAGUGCGUGGAGAAAGCCAUUAAAGAACAAAACAUCGAGUUAAAAGAUGUAGAAGUUGAUCACCUGGAAACGGACAAAGAGAUUCCACAUAGUUGACAGCAGACAAAUAUUGGCAUUCAGAUGUCAAGAUGGUUACAAAGUCUCAUCUGUGCCCCAUGUGGACCCGCUACUCUGGCACAUCUUGCUUUAUCACAUCCAACACGGAAUGAUAGAAGUACCUGCCACUCACUAAAUGCCUCAUUAAAGUGAUAUGAAAUUUUAACACACUGUUAACUGAUCUCUGUGCUUUUUACAUGUUAUAAAAUAUAUAGAUAUUUGAACACACCCGCAAAAUGCAGUAAAAUGAACUCAAAAGUGAAUUUAGUAGGCACUCAAACCAACGUUACAAAACAAUAUACCACCGUUUGCAUUUAUUCUACCACCACCUUGCUUUGACUUUUGAUUGGAGUUUAUAUUCCUGCAGUGUCAAAGGUGUUAAAUUUAAAAUUCUGCACCCUUUAUAUCGUUUCUUGAAAGAAUGUAAUAUCUGUGAUGUCAUUGCGAAGUACAUAGAAAACGUAUGUAUGGCCCUGUGCAUAUUGCUGCGUAUAUGAAUAACUAUGUCGAAAAUGUAAAUGUUUAAUUGUAUAAAAAUUAGAAUAUCUAUUAAAGUAGAACUGUCAAAGUAAA